AAAUUGCAUUCUGGACACUAGAGAUUGUAAAGUGUAAACCCUGCUUCUCCCUCAUCUCAUUGAGAGUAGAAGACAGCAAGGGCUAGUUAGUGAUUUGGUCUUCCCUCUGAACCAGAUGGAGUUGUUAUGCACUGCCAACGCGAUUCUCCCCUCACGCAGCCUCUCUAUUCCCACACCCUAUUCGCUACCCCUCAAAACCUCCCUUCCGUUCCCGCGCUUCAACUUCCCCAAAAUCGAGAGAUUACGAGGGUUGCAGCCCUGUGUGAGUGUGAGUGAAGGCAGUUCCGCUGAGGCUGAGGUGUUGGAGGAGAGCCGAAUUCGUCGAGUUUGCGACAAGCUGAUUGGGGUGUUCAUGGUGGACAAGCCCACCCCAACCCAUUGGAGAAGGUUGUUGGCUUUCAGCAGAGAAUGGAGCAACCUCAGACCGCACUUUUUUGCCCGAUGUCUCGAAAGAGCCGAUGCCGCUGAAGAGGAUCCCGCCAUGAAGGAGAAGCUGCUUCGCCUUGCGAGGAAGCUCAAACAGAUUGAUGAGGAUGUGCAAAGACACAAUGAUCUUCUUGAGGUGGUAAGACGGGAUCCUUCAGGAAUUAGUGAGAUUGUCUCCAAGCGUCGUAAAGAUUUUACAGAAGAAUUCUUUGUUCACUUUCAUACAGUGGCUGAAUCCUACUAUGAGAACAAAGAAGAGCAAAAUGAAUUGGCAAAGCUUGGGAAUGCAUGCUUGGCAGCUGUACAAGCCUAUGAUGCUGCAACUGAAAGCGUUGAAAAGCUGCAAGCUGCAGAGUUGAAAUUUCAAGAUAUUAUCAAUUCUCCUUCGCUUGAUGCUGCCUGCAGGAAGAUAGACAAUUUGGCUGAAAAAAAAGAACUUGAUUCAACAUUGGUAUUGAUGAUCACCAAAGCUUGGUCAGCUUCCAAGGAGUCGAACAUGAUGAAAGAUGAGGUAAAAGAUAUCCUCUAUCAUUUAUACAAGACUGCAGUGGGAAAUCUUCAGAGACUCGUGCCAAAAGAGAUUAGAAUAGUCAAGUAUCUUAUACGAAUUGAGGAUCCUGAGGAGCAACUAUCUGCCCUCAAAGAUGCAUUUACUCCUGGAGAAGAACUUGAAGGAACGGAUGUGGAUAACUUGUACACGACUCCAGAGAAGCUUCACACAUGGAUAAAGAGUGUGUUGGAUGCUUAUCAUUUGAGUGGAGAAGGUACCCUCAUUAGGGAAGCAAGAGAUCUGUUGAAUCCAGAGGUCAUCCAAAAAUUGGAGGUGCUCAAGAAGGUUGUGGAAAAAAACUUUAUGUGAAUAGGAGCUUAAGAAACAUGCUAAGGUGGUUUUCCCACUCUGAGAUGCCAGAAGAAUACUUCAUGAGAUUCUUGAUGUCCAUCAACUACAGGCCCGGAUUUACAGUAUCAUUGCUGCAAGGAAAUAUCUAAAUUCUGGCUAGUGUUUAAGGACGUAGAAUUCUCUUUAGCAAUAGAAGAAGCAUUUUUUGGGGUAAAUAAUAGAAUGAGCAAUUUUUGUUGGUGAGUAGGGAAAUGUGUUCUAUGCACGUAGGAGAUGGAACUAUUACAUGGUAGACCGCUAGAUAAAUACAAGAUUUGAGGAACUGAACCCUCGCAGAGGGUGACAGUUCUACCAAAAGUCUAGGCCCUUGGUUAAGUCACUUGAAGAUACAAUGUAUGCCCGUGUUUAAUUCCUAUACUUGUAUUAACUUUUUGUUUUAGUCUUUGCCAUGAGUCGAGAUUCGUUAA
Messenger RNA from Glycine soja, 1734 nucleotides. RefSeq lists its product as uncharacterized. Bases 116 to 1285 code for a protein of 389 amino acids. NCBI's taxonomy places the organism in Eukaryota, Viridiplantae, Streptophyta, Magnoliopsida, Fabales, Fabaceae. The transcript is spliced from 6 exons. Gene Ontology annotation, cellular component: chloroplast thylakoid membrane; chloroplast envelope. The record is from RefSeq and is a predicted model, not a curated record.